This is a messenger RNA of Protopterus annectens (West African lungfish), 1418 nucleotides long. RefSeq names its product 5-azacytidine induced 2 (gene AZI2). The record is from RefSeq and is a predicted model, not a curated record. NCBI's taxonomy places the organism in Eukaryota, Metazoa, Chordata, Ceratodontiformes, Protopteridae. Gene Ontology annotation, biological process: canonical NF-kappaB signal transduction. Gene Ontology annotation, cellular component: cytoplasm. The coding region runs from base 118 to 1305 and encodes 395 amino acids. The transcript is spliced from 10 exons.
UAGAUGCCUGUUGUAUCAGAUAACAGAUGGAUGGAAUAAUGCUGAAAAGUAUGGUGUACUUCAGGGUUGGGUUUCUGAGUUUGCCCAUUCAGUACAGAAGUCAUUAAGACAGCUGCCAUGGAUGUAACAGUAGUGGAAGAUGACAUCUGCAUCCUGAGAUAUGAAAAGUCGGACUUCAAUCCAGUUGGAGAUUACAAAUCCCCAGUCUCAGCAUCUUCAGGAGAUGUAUCUGUUGCUUCCCACUUUGCACUUGUUACUGCAUAUGAGGACAUCAAGAAACGUUUGAAGGAGACUGAGAGAGAGAAUUCCAUCUUAAAAAAGAAAAUCAGACUCUUGGAAGAGAAGAGUCUUUAUACAGAUCAAGAAAAGAAGAAUGUUAUCGGGCGAGAACAAGUCAAUAAAGCCUAUCACGCCUAUAGAGAAGUUUGCAUUGAACGAGAUGAUUUGAAAGCCAAGCUCGACAAGACGACCAAAGAGCAAGAGUCUAUAAAACAUCUUACUGAACAACUUCAGUCUAAAGAAGUUGAACUCCUACAGCUUAAGACUGAAAUAGAGACUUACCAUGUAAUGUCAGAUCUAAAGCAAAUGGAAAUGAACUGCACAGUAGACAAAAUUAACAGUGACCUGAGGAUUCACAGUCUGCAACAGGAAUCAGAAAUCCUGCGAAAUGAAUGCAACAGAAUGCGAGCUGAGCUAAAAACUCUGAAGGAUCAGGGCCAUCAAACCGCUUCCCCUAGUAAUGAGAUUUUGCAAGGACGAGGCAUUCCAAAUGGUGCAGAGGGUAUAAUCAUGGAUGAGGAGCAGAAAAAUUCCAGAGAAGACGUCUUGCUGCAAACAUUUUUUGAAUUGCAGAAGGAAAUGGUUAAUCUACGUUCAAUGACUGAAGUGCAAGCUAAGGUGGUAAGAAAACUGACUGCAGACCAAGUCGUGAGGAGGAAAGUUAUAUCUCAUCUGCCAGUACAGUGUGAAGACGAUGUGGAGCAGAAUUGUAAAGUACAAAUGACCGGUUCUGUUUUCAGACAACCUUACACGACUUUAAAUGAAGGCAAUGUGCUGUUUAGUGCAGUAACCCUUCCCUUGAAGUUGGAUGCAAUAGCCAUGACUCCAGAUGAAAUCUUCAGCCCAUGGACAGCUCCGAGACCAAAUCCUGUUGGGAGUGCUACUUUCCAGGAGCACAAUUCAUACCAUAGGAGUUCUUUGGAUGACAAUUCAUGGGUUGUUCCUAACCCACCAAAACCAAGUGACAUCCAGUUUUGGGAAACAAGAAGUAACACAACACCUAGUCCAGUUAAUUUUAUGGACUAAGAAGCAAAAUUAUUUGAAAUGUGUAUAAUAUGUACAUGCAUAUGUAACAUUCAUCAUUGGUUGUGGAAUUUGCAAAACAAAAAUGUAGGUAAUAAACUGUUGGCUAAAUAGUA